GAUUUUUCAGUUUUAAAAAAAUCGAUUGUCACUUUCAAAUCUGGAAUUUUCUCUGGGUUGAUAAGAAACUGUACAAUCCACAAGCCAUUUUCUCAUCCUCAAAAACUCCAUCUGAACUCCAGAACACAGCAUUUUGUAACUGUGAAACAAGCUCAAAGAUUUUCUGAUCUUGUAACACUACUAUUUGAUCUGCAAUACUAUUAUUUCCUCAAAGUUUGAGUAAUUAAAAUCAAUAAAGUUUUAAUCUUUUCUGUUUUUUUGGUACUUAAAAUUGGAUUCUUGAUUUUAAUUGGUACUAUGGGGUUUGAUAAAGACAAAGCAAGUUCAUCUUCCCAUGUCUUACAAAUCCCAAGAGAAGAUACACCACUUUUAGCAGACACCCAACACCUUUCUUCAUCCUCCAAGACUUUUGCUAAUGUUUUCAUAGCAGUAGUUGGAGCUGGAGUUCUUGGCCUUCCUUACAGCUUCAAGAAAACAGGAUGGGUCAUGGGUACUCUCAUGCUUUUAUCAGUAGCCUCCCUUACUUACUAUUGUAUGAUGCUUCUGGUCUAUUCAAGGCGUAAGCUUGAAUCCCAUUACAAAGUUGCCAAGAUCUCAUCUUUUGGUGAUUUGGGAUAUGCUGUGUGUGGAUCCAUUGGUAGAUGUACUGUUGAUGCUAUGAUUGUUCUUUCCCAAGCUGGUUUUUGUAUCAGUUACUUGAUUUUCAUAGCUAAUACUUUAGCACACUUAUUCAAUUAUUCUGUUACAAAUUCAAGUCCCAAAAUCUUGGGUUUGUCAGCUAAAAAGGUGUAUAUUUGGAGUUGUUUCCCAUUUCAGUUGGGGUUGAAUUCAAUUCCUACACUCACCCAUUUAGCCCCUUUGAGUAUAUUUGCUGAUGUUGUUGAUUUAGGUGCUAUGGGGGUAGUUAUAGUUGAGGAUGUGUUAAUUUUUCUCAAGAACAGACCAGUUCUUGAAGCAUUUGGUGGGUUAAGUGUUUUCUUCUAUGGCCUUGGUGUAUCUGUCUAUGCUUUUGAAGGAGUUGGAAUGGUUUUACCUUUGGAAGCAGAGAUGAAAGACAAGGACAAAUUUGGGAAAAUUUUGGGUUUGUCCAUGGCUUUCAUUUCUUUGAUGUAUGGUUCUUUUGGAGUAUUGGGUUAUUUUGCCUUCGGUGAAGAGACCAAGGAUAUAAUCACUACUAAUCUUGGGAGGGGAUUGUUAAGCACCUUAGUGCAGAUUGGACUUUGCAUAAAUCUUUUUUUUACUUUCCCACUGAUGAUGAACCCUGUUUAUGAAGUGAUGGAAAGGAGAUUUUGUGAAGGAAGAUACUGCUUUUGGUUGAGAUGGAUUGUGGUGUUGGCAGUCACUUUAGUGGCAUUGAUGGUGCCAAAUUUUGCUGAUUUCUUGUCACUAGUUGGGAGCAGUGUGUGCAUUGUUCUUGGCUUUGUGUUGCCUGCUAUGUUUCACUUAAUUGUGUUCAAGAAAGAACUAGCCUGGCAUGGUUUGGCUUUUGAUGCUGCACUUGUUUUAAUGGGUGCAGUUUUUGCAGUCUAUGGAACCUACUCUUCCAUGCUGGAGAUCUUUGGAGUCAAAGCUUGAAGUUGGCUACUUGCUGCUUAUUACAAUUUAAUUGAAUCAUGAAACAUAUAUCGUGUACUCUCUGGCUUAGGUUGAGUUCAAGUUACUCCCAAGGACAUAUUUAAUUUGUCAUGUCGUUUGAGUCAACAGAGAUGAAUAAUGCAGGAAAAAAAAUGUGUAUGUAUAAUAAGAUCAGACUGAUUCUCCUAUGAGAAUAAGUUUUCCAUAAGUUCCCACCUGCUUGUAUUAAAUUUUCUUCCACCAAAGGUCAUUGAUAAGUAAUCUUUGCCCAACUGUUUUGGCUAUUAUAAGAAUCGUGCAGUUAA
Molecule: messenger RNA, 1880 nt
Organism: Solanum dulcamara
Lineage: Eukaryota; Viridiplantae; Streptophyta; Magnoliopsida; Solanales; Solanaceae
Product: amino acid transporter AVT3C-like
Exons: 1
Coding region: 298-1575 (425 amino acids)
Biological process (GO): amino acid transmembrane transport
Cellular component (GO): vacuolar membrane
Molecular function (GO): amino acid transmembrane transporter activity
Source: RefSeq, a predicted model, not a curated record